Sitodiplosis mosellana (orange wheat blossom midge) is the source of this 3787-nucleotide messenger RNA. RefSeq names its product protein smoothened-like. Gene Ontology annotation, cellular component: cilium; dendrite; plasma membrane. The transcript is spliced from 8 exons. NCBI's taxonomy places the organism in Eukaryota, Metazoa, Arthropoda, Insecta, Diptera, Cecidomyiidae. The coding region runs from base 164 to 3343 and encodes 1059 amino acids. The record is from RefSeq and is a predicted model, not a curated record. Gene Ontology annotation, biological process: central nervous system development; smoothened signaling pathway; commissural neuron axon guidance. Gene Ontology annotation, molecular function: patched binding; transmembrane signaling receptor activity.
AGGGACAAUAGAUGCAACAGUCUGAGCAUGUGUGUAUGGCUACAUGUGCGUGAAAAAAUCUCAGAAAUGUCAAACAAACCGCAUCAGUCACACUACAACAACGAUAACAACAGCACAUUAGUAAACAAAAAAAAAACAAGACAGCGAAGAAGAAAUGUAAAACAUGAAUUUCCUCUGGAUAGUUUGUUUGAUACUAGCUCAAGAACUGUGUAGGAAUGCUGUGUAUGCUAUAUAUAAUGGGGGCACACUAUCGUCAUCGGAUCCCGAGGAUGAACAAUUGGAAUUGGUGGCCAUAAAUGGUCAAGACUUUCUAAGUAAUAUUACGAAAGAUAUAAGUGGAAAGCCAUGGCAUGAUGAUCGUGAACAAAAUUACAUAAUUCGCUGUCUUCGACCGACCAAAUGUGAACGUAUUCAGACUAGUACAUGUUUUGGUGGAAAAAUUCUAUAUAAAUUCACCAGCGGACAGUUGUCGGAGGAGGGGAAUCAAGAGCAGAAUCUCAAGAAAUUAGCCCAAUUGGAAGCAUUGAAAAAUGUUCCAAAGUGUUGGGAAGUCAUUCAGCCAUUUUUGUGUGCCGUUUAUUUGCCCAAAUGCACAAAGAGCAAAGGCAAAGAUUAUGUCUACCUGCCGUCAUACGAAAUGUGCCAAGUGACUGCUGACCCAUGCCGCAUUUUGUAUGAGACCGACCUCUUUCCAAGCUAUCUGAAAUGCGAUGAAAAAAUAUUCCCUUGCAAAAAUUGUAGCAAUGAUGUUCGUGACAUGAAAUUCACGUCGAUCUCGAGCCAAUGUGUAUCGCCGCUCGUUGCAACCGAUUCGGCAAUCAAUUAUUAUCCAGAUAUUGAGGGCUGUGGUCUGCAAUGCAAAGAUCCCAUGUAUACGGAUGAAGAGCACGAGUCGGUGCAGACGUUGAUUUUCUGGGGAGCGAUCAUUUGUUUUAUUUGCAACUUUUUCGUGAUUGCAACAUUUUUGAUCCAUGAUUGGAAGCACUCAAAACAUCCUGCAUGGAAUUUGUUCUACAUCAGCAUUUGCUUCCUUUGUAAUUGGGUUGGAUGGAUGUUGCAAUUUGUACCCGGCCAUCGUGAGAAUAUUGUGUGUCGACGCGAUGGCACUCUACGCUACUCUGAACCGAGUGCUGGUGAUAAUCUUGCUUGUAUCAUCCCAUUCAUUUUGAUUUACUACUUUUUAAUCGCGGCCAAUGUCUGGUUUGCCAUUUUCACAUACGCUUGGUACUUACAAACGAAGGAUCGAGGAAGCAUUCGAGAUCGCAUCGACAAAGAAAGUUUCUAUUUCCAUUUCAUCGCGUGGGCUUUGCCCUUUAUUCUGACGGUCACAAUAAUGGUGCUGAGUGAAGUGGAUGGCAAUAGUAUUACCGGGAUUUGUUUUGUUGGAUAUCGCAAUCGUGCCAUUCGCAGCGGUUUAGUUUUAGUUCCUGUGGCCAUAUUAACCUUUGGCGUUAGCGUAUUCUUCUCAUUUAAAGGUGGCAUCAACUUGAAUCGCAUUAAACGAAGUACCAGUAGCGGCGAGGAGUCCAAGAAACUGAAUUCACACAUUCUGGGCAUGUGUUUUCGCACAAUGUUAGUCGUGUUUUUCAUUCUUGCAUUUUUCAUCUUCGAAACCUAUGAAGUGCGCAAUACUGCCCUUUGGACCAAGAGCUUGAAUGACUUUAUCAUAUGCAAGAUAAAAGAAAGUCAUCCGGGCAAUGUCAAGUGUAAAAUUCAGAACCGUCCAAGUAUUGCCGUUCUUCAGCUUCGCUUAUUGUGUUUAUUCUGUGUGAACUUGGUGAUAUCAUCAUGGUGUUGGACAUGGCCAGCACUUAAGACAUGGAAGCGAUUUCUUAAAAAGAAAAUUGGGUACGAGCUCAGCGAAGACGAAAAGUACACUAAACCAAAACACCGUAUAAUAGCCGAUGCAUAUGCAAAGCGAGGCGAUGAAGUAAUUUCUGUUUCGAUUGAAAAUUCCCACACUGAUCCAGCUGGUUUGAAUUUCGAUGUCAACAAUCUAAACCACCCAGCUGAAUCAGAUGGAAUGAGUGCAACUCUGACCAAUUAUCUAUGCAACAUAAUAAACCGACGAAACGCUGUAACGUUGGAAACAAUGGAGUUUGGCGAACAAAAUACGAAUUGUGUGCCAUAUACAAGUUCAUGUGCCGAUAAUAAUUCGGAGAUAAGUGUGAGCGUUCGACACUUUUCGGUUGAAUCAAGGCGCAAUUCAAUUGACUCGCAAGUGUCACAAGUGUCGGUGAAAAUGUCGGAAACAAAUAUCAAAGCCACAUUGGAGAGCCGCUCACAGAAGCGCGUCAAUAUGAAAAGUGAGAAACGACAACGUAACUACAUGUACAAACGAAAGAAUAAUCGUCGUCGGGCUAGCAGCUCAUCGGUGGAAAGUCAACGCAUAACAAAUCAAAUGCAAAGCAUCAAAUACAAACAUCCGAAUCGCAUUCAGGUCACCGAAAACACGAUCGGAAGACAGAUUGAAAGACGAAGUGCCAUAUCGGCGACGCCAGCUGAUAUAAAUGACAUUAAACAAUUACUCAAUCGCCAUAAUUUGAAGUUGACAUCUGACGAUGACGACGAUCAAUCGAUGGACGUACACCAAACAAUGAAUGCCAACGAACCAUCAAAUAUGCUGGUACCAUUGGGCACACAUCCGCUUCAACCGGUCGACAGCACUGACAGUUUGGAGAUGUCAAAUGAGAAAAAAGAAGCGUCCAUUGAUCAGAUUCUCAAGUGCAUCCUGAAAAAUAGCAACGGAAAGCAAUUGGAAAACCUUCUACGACGAAGCUAUGAACGUUCCAACGAACGAACUGAACACGGAUCGAGCACAAUUGGAAAGAAAGAUCGCAAUAGCAUGAAAAGUUCAAAGAAUAAACGAAAUUCGCACAGUAAAAUGUACGCACAACAGAAGAAUGAUGAACCACUUUCAUCAAAAGCACAAUACGACAAGGAGCCGACGAAUUCAAUGUCAUCAUCGAUGGAAAUUGGUAUGAUUGCGCAAUUGAAUGGGACACAAAGCUCAUUCUCUGAUCAGUCAAUGAAUCGCAUGAAAACACAAUCUCAAAAUAGCAAGGGAAGCUGCGAUGUUGGCAUUCAGGCCAACGACUAUGAUAUUGCAUCGCAUGCAAGGGUUCGUUCGCACUCCCGUGACGAUUGCGACAAAGACUACUUGCCGGAGAAGCUUCAAUCACAUUAUCACAAUAAUCAAGAUGAUGAAUGCACCGAAAUGCAUCAACUGUUGCCCUUGAAAAAGCGCAACCAGCCGACAAUCGUCCGGAAGAACACAAUCAGUAGCAAGCAGUUAAGUGAAUCGGAAAAAAUGGAAAAGUUAAAGAAACUCUUGCUGCCAUAAAGCGAAUAUAGCUAUCCUAUAACACACAUCAGUCCUAUAAGUAGCAUCUUCGUCUAAUACUUAAUCUCAUAGAUUUUAUGAAUUAAAAUAAGCAAUUUUGGACUCGAUACAUCGAAAAGAAUGUACCACUAGAUAUUUUAUUCUAAAUUGAGCCACUUGCGGCUCCGAACUGAUAAACACUGCUAAAAUAUUUUAUUUUUGACUGUUUUUAACCAACAAUUCAACAAGUUAUUUGCCAAAAUUUUUUGUAUCUCUAUUAAUGAACAUUUCUUCUUUGACUUUAUUGAAUCUUCCAUCUUUUUUCAAAUAAAACCUCAUCCAAUAUUUUAUGAAAUUGAAUGGAAAAUUUUACUAUGAUAGUUAUCUCAUAAAUACUCAACCGAUUGUAUUGACAUGUAGUUUUAUCUUGAAAUAAAGAUAUUUAUACUAGACCGAUUUAAGAAA